Aphanomyces invadans is the source of this 2140-nucleotide messenger RNA. RefSeq lists its product as hypothetical. Bases 71 to 1957 code for a protein of 628 amino acids. Gene Ontology annotation, biological process: proteolysis. Gene Ontology annotation, molecular function: cysteine-type exopeptidase activity; dipeptidase activity. The record is from RefSeq and is a predicted model, not a curated record. The transcript has 5 exons. Lineage: Eukaryota; Oomycota; Saprolegniomycetes; Saprolegniales; Verrucalvaceae.
GCCAACGCAGCAGCCAUCAGGCCAUAGCCACUCGACAUUCCUUGGCUUCGUGGUCACUAGCUUCACUGGCAUGCUGACCUGCGCCCACCUUCUUGUGGCCACUGCCGCCCUUGUUUCGUCGGCUAUGGCUUGCACGAUUGUGGCUGUUGGCAAGGAGGCGUCGACGACCGGUGCGCCCAUGGCUGUCCAUAGCGCUGACUGCGGGAACUGCGACUUUCGGCUUGGCAAGGUUCCCCAAAAGACAUUUGCACCCGGUGCGAUGCGAGAUGUCGUUCGCUUUCGCCUGCAAUACCCGCGCUAUGUCGGCGAAGCGCGUGGCGACGUCUUCCGCGAAGCCAAUGUGGAUAAAUCGAUCUUCAACUGGUCCAACACCCCCGCGAUCGGCCAAAUUCCUCAAGUCAACACAACAUUUGGGUACCUGUCGGGGCUGUACGGCAUCAUGAACGAGCACCAAGUGUCGAUCGGGGAGUCGACGUGCGGCGGUCGACUGGUGUCGGUGCCAGUCUCGGACGGAGGCAAGGCUCUUUUUGACGUGUCGGAGUUGACGAACAUCGCCAUGGAGCGUGCAACGAGUGCCCGCGAAGCGAUUCAAAUCAUGGGUGACUUGGCGGUGCAGUAUGGGUACUACGGCGCGGAAUGGCAAGGGCCGGCGGCGAUGAUGGAAGCUGGCGAGGCGCUGGCGGUCGCUGACACGAAAGAAAUCUGGCUGUUUCACAUCCACCCAGACGAUUCUGGUGCUUCUGCGGUGUGGGUUGCGCAGCGCGUGCCCGACAGCCACUUGGCAGCAAUUGGCAACCAGUUUAUCAUUCGUGGCGUGAACUUGACCGACUCGGACCAGUUCAUGGGGUCAUCCAACAUGGUAGACGUCGCGAUCCGCGCCAAGUUGUACGAUCCGUCGACCGACGGCGCGUUUGAUUUCACAAAAGCGUAUGCACAUCCGAUCCAGCCCGAUCAGUACUACGCCACUCGCCGCCAAUGGCGCAUCCUGUCGCUUGCAAACCCGGCGCUCAACCUGCCUGCCGUCACGGACGUCUACGGGUCGGAUUACCCAGUGACAGCUCCUGUUGCUACCCCAGUCGGUCCGUCGACAUUGCUGUCGUACCUGCGAGAUCAUUUUGAAGGCACCGAGUACGACAUGACGAAAGGCCCGGCCGCAGGACCGUACGGCGACCCCGAUCGCUAUGACAUCAACAUGAACGGCAACAUGACAAAAUCGAUGGCGCUGACGGGGCAUUUCGAGCGUGCGAUCUCGAUCUUUCGAUCGAGUUACUCGUUCGUGACGGUCCCGAACGCGACGAACGCCGCGUUGGGCCAUAUUUUGUUUGGCCAGUACGGCCCCCAUGCCACUUCCUACGUUCCGAUUUACACCAACGUGGACCACGUGCCCAUGCUGUACUCUCGCGGGUCCCUGCACCGGUACGAUCUCAACACGUCGUUCUGGGCGUUUGCGGUCGUUGGCAACUGGGCGUCGCGAUAUUACGUGCACACACGAUCGAUGGUGGAAGCUGUUCAAGUCGACCUCGAGUCAGCAUUUCUCGACGCAAAGUCGGCCCGCGUUGCAGCCCACGUCGAGUGGCUCGGCAACGACGAGAUUCAGAUUCGCCAGUUCCUGACCGACUCGUGCGACUCGUUUGCAGCGACGACCCACGCCGCGUUUGUGGAUCUAUUUGGGCGCCUCGUCACAACCUUUCACGACGGCUACCACAUGCACAACUUGACCAACGCCAGCGCGAUCGCGAUGUCGUCGCUGUUUUACCCGCAGUGGUGGCUCCAGUCGGUGGGGUACUUUACCAAGGCCGCACAGCCGCAGCAGACCAUGCCAACGAUGGUUCCAACCGAUCGCGACGACACCGUCUGGGGCUGGGUUGGUCUCGUUCUCGUUGGACUGUUUGCUGGCGUCGGCGUUGGAUUUGGCAUGGGCUCGCGGCGCCGCGAGGGCUACCGACAAAUCAACUAGUCGACGACAUGUACCAACACGAUAGAAAGAGACUGUGGUGUCAUGCCAAUUGGAACGGCACUUGUGGAUUGUAGUCAAAUCGCGUUGUACUGCAGGCCUGCUUCGCUCUCGUCGACGGCAUUCGGAGAGUGUGUGGUGGAAGCGGUACGCUAGACUGCCACCUUCCGGUGCUGCCCAGCUCUC